Molecule: messenger RNA, 969 nt
Organism: Cladocopium goreaui
Lineage: Eukaryota; Dinophyceae; Suessiales; Symbiodiniaceae
Source: the annotation of a GenBank genome assembly
AUGUUCAAUCGAUUUUCCACAUCUCCAGAUGUUUUCAGCUGGGCCCAAGUUUCAACGUCUGAGGCGGUUCCCACAGCGUCACGCUUAAAGGGAGCAGUACCUCCAAGCAUCUAUCGUCCCAGCCGCUAUGCUGGCGCACUGCUCUUUCCCUCCGGUGAAAUUGAUCUGGAGUCGAGCAUGGAACGGCAUAACUUGGUGGUGGACUUCGGUCUCAAGCCGCGUGACAUCGCUGCCUUGGUCUCCAAGACCCGCCGUGGCUUCAGCCUCAACGUGCGCCGUGGUGGCACCGUGUUGUCCCUUGGUCGGGAUGGUCCUGCUGUGGUGGUGGCAAAUGCUACUGCCUUGAUCCUCCCCAGGGGUACCAGCGUUCAAACCAUCGGCCGAAGGAUUCAGCAGAAAUAUUUGGAGCUGGUUGACAUGGCUCUACCAAAAGAGGGCCUUGCCAGAGAGUCGGUGCCCUUUGCCUUGGCAGUGACAGAGGCCCUUUUGGCACUGUAUUUGGACAAGGUCACCAACCAGCUGCAGCCGUGUGUCAGUGAAGCCAAUGUGCUUCUUCGUAAGUACGUGGGGAUGCGACAGGAUGAGAUCUCCACCUUCGAACUGGAGCAGCUCCGGCGCACCAAGCAGAGUCUGGAUGCUGUUCAGUCGCAGGCAAAGAGCUUUCAGCAAACCCUCCUGGAAGCUUUGGAUGAUGAGGACGACCUUUCUCAAUUGGCGGGGGCAGUUGGCCCUACCAAAGAGGAGUGGGAACUCUGCUUCGAGUAUUACUCGCAGGGUGCAGAAGAACUCGACGCGGAGGCGGGGUCAGUGCGAAAUCGCGAGGCCGCAGCCCAUGCCGAGUCCAUGGAUGACCUGGAGCAGUUCAUUUCGCUGCGCUUGAGCUCCCGGAGAUUGGAACUGGAGAAGUCCCAGUUGGCCUUGGAGACUUGGACCAUGGACCAUGGGAAUCAUGGGGAUUUAUGGGGAUGA